CUCACUAGUAUAUUAACAGAAAUGAUACUUUUAACGUAAAUGUUAUUAAAAGAGAGUACAUGUGUAAUACUUGUCACCAUGCUUACUGUUCUGGAAUUUAAUGCCAAUGAUGGUACUAAAACUGGUUGUGUAGUUAAUUUGUUUAUACCACAGCAAAUAUACUAGUUAGUGACCAAAAAUUGUUUUGCAAUCUUUUUUUGACAACUGACAUAUGUUUUUGAGAGAAAAAAUUUGCAAACCAAGUAAAAACAAAGGCCUUAUUAAUCUAUGUGUGGUAAGUGAAUCAUGAAACAUUACUUGGCUGUAGGAAGAUGGCAUGGAGGUGAGCAGCUGUAGACAGGAUCCAGCCACAUGGAUCAAUCUUCCUGCUCUAUUCCUUCAGCUCACCCACCAGAUCACUUACCAUUGAUUGUGGCCAUCCAGCCUCACAUUUGAGAAAGCCAAGUGUUCCCCAACCAAGCUCUGCUUUACGAAGCACAAUGGAUUCCACUCCCCACUCCUCACGGACAAAUCCAGAAAACCUAUCAAAAAAGAACUCUAAAUCAGAAGAGCUUCAAAUACCAAAUGGAGAGAAUCCAAAAGACUUGUCAAAUUUCAAAGGAAAUGUGUGUGACAAGCAUAGUGACUCAACUGGUAGUUGUACGGCACAGUGUGAACUUUCCUCAGACAAAAAGUCACCGUCAGAGUGCACGUCCCCACAGAAAUGUGAGACAAAACAUACCGCUCAGGAAGGACAGGAGUCCAGUUCCAGUCAGUCCAGCUCUGAUGUAUCACUGGAAGCCAAUAGGGGUACUAAAAGAGAUAACAGUGUUUUAUCAGAUGAUUCAGAGUCAUCGCCCAAAAAGCCAAACAUGGUCCAGAAAAAUAAGAAGAGGUGUUACAAGUGUAGCUGCAAGCUGGAGCUGGCACAGAGAGCUAUUGGGAGAUGUAGAUGCGGACUUGUAUUUUGCCCCUUGCACAGAUUGCCUGAACUUCAUGAAUGUGAGUUUGACCAUAAAGAAGAAGGCCGUGAGAAAGCACGUGAAAAAAUGGUUAAGCCAACACGCCAUCUUGGAACUUCCUUCAGGCGUCUCGAGUCCGAUUCUUGAGGUGGUGUCUGUUUAGGAAGUGGGAGUAUCAAUGCAAAUACAAACUCAGCUCCUCCAUAAUAGAUUUGUACCACUGACAAAGUUGUGUGAGGGGAUGCCUCUCUCUCAUUCUGUGGUCAGUACAUGAUUGUACAGAAGACAUAUUUCAAGACAUAAUGAUUGUGCAUGUGUCUUCACUUCAUUUCUCAUUGGAUUUUAUACUUGUGCUGGACAUUGGUUUGUAGAUAUGAUGUGUUGUCUUGAUUGGCCAUUGAUUAGCCAAUCAAAUUUGUUAAUGCAGUUAGUCUUGAAUUUUCAUAGACCAAUCAGAUGUGGCUUUACUGUCACUGGUUCUUUUAGGCAAUCAGUGCAACUCUAUCAAUAUUUGGUUUCUAUAUUCUGAAGCUGUUUGUUUUGGUGACCAAGUGUUUGACAUGGUGUGAUUUAUGCACACGAUACCAUUGCGUAGCCUCCUUAUCAUUGACCAGAUUUCAUAAUGAAACCAACAUCACAUAGACAUUGGUCAUUCAUUCAAUGGUACCAAUCAAAUUCUUCAAUUAUUUGAUGUCUAAAAGUGCAGAAAUACUUGAGAGAAGGAAAAAAAUUGUUUUAUGAUUUAGAAUAAAAAUGUAGAUAUAUAAGAAAUAAUUUAUCAAACUUUUUACUGAAUUUAUUGCUGAUUGCUUCUGAAACUAUCCUCCAACUUAUGUACUGCUUGUCAAAUCCUUUUUUCAGUUUUGUUGUCUAGUAACAAUUGAAGGGAUACGUUAACUUUCAAUAAAUGUCACUGGGGAUUUUGAUAAAGAUUAAUAGCAAUUGUCAUUGGUAUGUUUUUCAAGUAUGGUUAAGGGUCUAUUCAUCCUGAAAUGAUUAAGAUUGUGAAUUGCUUGUUAUUUUUAUGAAUCCUAUGUUAUUUAGUGGUUAAUGACCAGAGUUCAAAAUUAAGCAUGAAAGUCAAUUGAUACUUGUCAUUGUCCUAAUGUGAAAUGUUCAAGAUUUUGGGUGCUUAGAUUCAAAUACUAUCGGAGCAAAGGUUCCCAGUAUCGCAGUGAAUUGUUAACACUGCUGAUCCCAAUUUCUUCCUGCUCUCAAGUAUUGGUGUAUAGAUAGCAGCAGCGUGCACUACAUCCAAGUGAGUGGUGGAGUAGACGUGUGAGAUGUGUUGAUUGUGGAAGCCUGCAGCUGGUCUGUGUACAAACGGACACCACUAAUGUAUUGUAUCUACCUCUGCCUUGCAGGCUGUUGUCGUAUAAUGUACAUGCUGCUUUUAAGCUGCCUAGCAAGGGCCAAUGUGUUUUCAUGUAACUAAGCAUUGCAUUAUUGUGGUCCUGCUUUAAGUUCCAUGGAAUUGCCUGCAGUUACCGCCACCACACUUGAUUUCGAAAUCACAAGUGUUAAGAUUUUGGGGGACUAGAUUUUCAUAGAACAUUUUUUUACAUAUUUAUUAUUUAUGUCAAAAGUCAUGGUCACUUCUGGAGUUCUUGUACUAUAACAACAUAACAUAAAAAAAAUACUGUUUUUUACUGAUACAUCAUGUUAAGGGGAUGUCUCAAACUGAUUUGAUUUCUGAUGACCCUGUUAAAAGUUACGGGUGAGAUGUGUUUAUGUAUAAUUUAAUUCUUUGAGAUAUGUCUUUUCGGCAACAAGCCCUUUCCAAGUCAUUUACCUAUAUUGAAUAACUUGUGAAACUUUGAAGGUAAUGAAGGUGAAGGUCAAAGAGAAAAACUAGACUUUCUCAAUGUUUGGCUGUGUAAUAAAAAUUCAAAUGGAAGUAUCAUUUAUGUUCUUGUAUAUCUACUUUGAUAGUACUAGUGUUGAAAUGUAUUCGCUAACAGGCAAACUGUGUCUUUCACACAUAAUGUAGGUCACCUACUUUUUGACCUACUUUUUCGAAAUUGCUAACUAGAAGAAAUUCUUCCUCAUACAAUAACAAAACUCAAGUCAUUAGUGGUAGAUAUGACGCGAUAACUGAAGACGUUUUACUGGGGUACUUUUUCUUUAUAGAAAUGCGAAUUUGGUGUCAGUCUAGGUAGAAGGGGGAUGGGUCUGCCUCGGAUUUAGUUGAUAUUGGAUUUCAAUAAAUAAAAAUACUAAAUAAAUAUUUUAGUCACAUAUAUAUAUAUCAACUUCUUGUUAUUGGUAUAGUUUUCAGAUAAGCAACACAUUCACCUGGAGGAAAUAUUUUUUGUUUUUAUUCAAACAAAAUUUGAUGAUUAUUCAGAUUGUCCUAAUUUCGUCAAAUCCAUCUCCAUGAACUACGGGGUACUAUAAAUACCUAUUUGUCCGUUAAAUAUUGUUUUUAAGUUUUGAUUUAUCAGUAUGGCUGCUGGUAAAUCCGCAGCCAAUGAUGUACUAUGUGUGUGGCAGCAUGCACCAAGCUUUUUAUGUUCACACAUUUGUCAGUUACACUUAUUUCUUCUGGACCGUGGUGUUACCUGGACUAUAUGUUGUUGAAACCUAGGCCAUCACAAUUAAUUGUUAGUUUUUGUCCUUCCCUGCCAAAGUUUCUGAUCCAUCCUACCUCAUUUGAUUCCAUUGUUUACCGUAAUUAGUAUCAAUUUGUUUCAGGAAAAUAGAAUGGAAAAGACUAACACUGCCAUCCUGUUCCCAACGUUCACAUUUCAGAAAAUGUGGAUUAAAACUAAGAACUGAUUUGUGAUGGCCUAUCCAUCUGGUAUUAUUUCCCUGAGAAUAUUACACUUAAGGAUGUUCGCUGGUCUUGACUAAUCUAAAUUUCAAUUAGAAAAUGGAAGUGUACAUUUCUAUUGCACUAUGUACACUUGCCAUAUUCGACAUAAUAAGAGCCCAGGGCGCUCUCAAAAUUAGAAAUAGGGGGUUCUUAUUUGAAUAUUAUUUUGGUGAAAAAAAACAGAGUUGAAAGAUCGUAAAUUUUGGGGUUUAUCCUGACAGCCUGAAAUGUUUAUGUACGACAUAUAUUUUUCCAGAAUUUAAUUUCCCAUAUUUAAGGAUGCAUAUUUUACACGAAUAAAUAAGUCUUAUGUACAUUAAUUAACAGGAAUGGGUGCUUAUUUGGAUCGUUCAAUAGCCAAUAUAUAAGCAAAUAUGGCCGUGGGCCGUCAAAGACGGUAUACCAACCAAGCCAAAUUCACACUUUAUGGAGGUAUGCCGGCAAAUAAUUCUCUGUUAACAGUUUGCGUGACAGUGAAUAAUGUUAUCUAUUUUUAAAACAUGUUUUAACACAUUGAGGAAACAUUAAGAACACAAAAUGUCACAAAAACGUUAUUAUUCAGUGACGUCAUUGUUAAAAUUAAUUUGCAGCCCUACUCCCAUUCUCUUUUGAUAUGAGCAAUACACAACCUGUUCUUAAAUGGGAAUUAAUUCUUUCUUUUUGAUAUAAUGAUUAUUGUUUCAUUCAGACUUACAUAUGACUCUGUUUCACGAUUGAGCUGUGAACACAAAACCUACCAGCGGACAUCCUUAUCACGGAGUACAUGUGUUUGAAUCUGAAUCUUGAAGUAUGAAUAUAUUUGUUUAUAGGAAUGUCACGAUUCACCGAUUGUUCCGAUGCAACGGUAGAUAAUUCUCAUGAUACGAUACGAGAUACAUGUAAAUUUAUAUCGAAAUCAGUAUCCAUUUGUUCGCGUAUCGAUUGAUUUUUCUUUUCGAAUCGAAAGGUCAUCAAAUUUCCUGGAUUAGACACAUACGAAAACUUGUUAGUGUCUAAACUUGUUUGAAUAAACAGAAUCAACCUUUUCUAAGUAUUAUUAUUUUACAAAAUAAUCUACUGAUAGUGAUUAGAACACAUAAUUGUCAAUGUGAUAUGUAAUUAAAAAGUUUGCUUCUAAAUUUACGCAUAAAAAGUUGGUAUUGCUGUAUCGAGAUACGUAUCGUAUCGUGAGGUACCUGUAUCGUGACACCCCUAUUUGUUUAACAUAAUCCUUAUAUUGCCUUCUGAGUACAGUAAUAGGUAAGUGUACAAUGAUCUGGAGUUCCGUGUUUCUGGCUGUAACUUGAUCACAGAUAACCCAAAUUGUCAUACAGACGUCGGGCGGUCGGGUAGCCUAGCGGUUAAAGCGUUCGCUGGUCACGCAGAAGACCCGAGUUCGAUUCCCGACAUGGGUACAAUGUGUGCAGCCCAUAUCUGGUGUCCCCCGCUGUGAUAUUGCUGGAAUAUUGCUAAAAGCGGCGUUAAACCAUACUCACUCACUCACUCAUACAGACGUGGGGAAGAACCAUGUAUUUUCAGUAAGGUAAUUAUUAAUAUCAAAAUGACAAUGAGUUGCCCAUCAUGACAAAAAAACACACUACUCACAAAGAAUUUGCCCACCAAGAAGCAAAAGGUGUAUCAGUUUGAGAUAAAAAUGUUUGGAUGGAUUUUAUGUAAGUUAGGUAUCGUUAACUACUCACAAAUAGUUAAGGAUCACCAAAUUCUUUCAUAUUACCGUGGGUAAUCUGUCAUGAUGACUCUAGUAAUAUGAAAGAAUUGGGUGACCCUCAACAUUUUUUUAGUAGUAUUUGUAUAGUUGACCCGUUUAUCAUCCUGAAAAUGUCAUGGAUACCGUAGCUAUUCCAUUUACAGUGUAUUACAUUACAAAGUAUAUUUUCAUAGUAUUGUUUGGGUACAUUUGUUUAGCUGUCAUCUGAUUCAAGAAAAUUAUGAAGCAUCACAUUCAUUGCUUAAGUUAGAUACACAUACAUGUUUGGGAAAUUAUCUUAUUUUAAUUUUUCAAUUAUUUUAUUUUAACUCAAAAAAUUAAGUUUAUUAAGUAAGCUGACUGAUCAGUGAUAAAGUUUCAAUUAUAAACUGAAUAAAACUUUGUAAGAUGAAAAUAUUAGUGUAUCAACAUGAUAUUCAUCUUUCAAAGACAUUUGACACUUUACCACAAAUCAAUGAAAUCUCAGGUUUUAAUUGUACUGAUGAAUAUUGAACAUGUGAUGCGAUAUAAUGCCAGGCAUACAGAGUUGUCUCCCCUUUAUUCACCCACGCUAUCAGGAGUUGAUCAUCUGGUUAAAACAAGGUUUCAAUAAGAUAUUGUCUUUUAAAUGAGAUAGGGAUAUUCUGUUUAUAUUUGUAGAUUUACAUGUUGAUUAGUUUGUAGACAAAUAGAAUUAUUUAUUACCUGGAGUAGUGUUCCUUUGUUAUGGCUAUUCAGUCAGAAAUGAUUUUGUUUACAAAUAUUUAAAGAAUCCUCAUUUGUAAACUGUGCAGAGAAUAUACAACAUUUAUUUAACUAUUGAUGUCUUGAUAGUAGGAGACAAUGGUACAUUGUACUCAGUGUUGGAAAAAAGUGCUGUGAAAUUGAUAUUCCAUUUGCCGAAAGAACAUAAAAAAACAUAAGCUCUUCCUUGUGUCAUUUCAAGUAUGGAUGGGAAUAAGUCCUUGCAUUGUGACGGGAGGUUGAUAGGAAACUAUGGAAUUUAAUAAUGCAGGCAAGAUAAAUAUACAAAAUCCAUCUCGUUUGGCAAAUACUCAAUAUUAAUCUAGUGUGUUUAACUGGUAUGAAAUAAUAUUUUUUAGACUCCGAUAUUACUAUGAUAUACUGCAGCUUAAAUCCUAUAUUUUAAGUGCAGCAUCAUGUCAUGAUGCAAGUUAUGUUUCUGUUCAAUCAACUUGGAACAGGUCAGUAUAGUGGAAUGAUUAUUGUAAAUGCUGUAAUUAUCAAAUUUGUCAAAUUAGCUGUGUAUAUGUGAUUGUGUUAUGGAAGGAUCCUGGUUACUUCAUGGCAGUCAGCUGUUCACACAUACUUAGCAUCCACAGAAGUACUUCCAUGUCUAUGGGAGAAGGGGACGAUUAUCAGGCUACACCGAGAUAUCUCACCCUUAGACUGCAUAAUGUUUCUUCCAACUGAUUCUCAAAAUGUCAUCUUGUCAAAGGUCGAUUCGCUUAAAUGUUUCUUUCUUUAAAAAUUUGGUUUUACAAACAUCUUUAUUAAUUUGAGGUUUUACAAAACAAAGUAAGUUUGAUAUCCUUAACUGCUGUGAAUAGACAGCCCCUCCUACAUUUUUUGUAUUCUAAAAUUGUCUGCAUGAUAAAGGCUGAAUGAACCACUUGGUAACAGUGUACAUGUAAGUGUGUAAUACACUGCUCAAUAGAAGUUAAGAACACCUUAUGACAUGACUCUAGUUAAUCUGUGAAAGCCAUUGCAGAUUAACUUUCGUCAUUUAAAAACGUUGGGUAUUCUUUCAGUUCUUAUGAGUAGUAUAAUUUGAAGGGUACUACAUUCUUAGUCAUCUGGAUUUUGUUGUCUGAUUUUACAAAAAUCUGAUAUCAAGUGUACCAUUCAAAUUUUUGUUAUUUAUAGAUUAUACCUAUAUUGAAAUUGCAUAUCACACCUGCGAUAUGCAACUAGAUUGUCUUGUUUGAUUUUCAGUGCUUCCAUCCCUGUAGCUCUUUUAGUAGUGAAGCACUUAAGAUUUUAGUGAAAAUCUGAUGCAUGCUGGUACAGAGAUUAUUUUUGUUUCAAUACCUGCUCAAGAGAUUUCCCUAGACCAUGUUAUUUUUAGAAGUUAAUUUACAUAUUACAUGAAGGAUUAAGCGGUUCUCAAAUUACGAUGACUGCACUUGUAAUUAAGAUUGAUAGGAUGUAUAUUCGUUUCUUGUAUCCUUGUGUUACUUUGUUUUUAUCUUGUACUAUGUUGUUCAAUAGAGUGACACUUUUGAUAGGGAUUAUUUAAAGAAUGUGGUCUUUCUCUACAAUCAUCUCGACAGGAGCUGUGUUUAUCUGGGGAAAUCUCAAGUGGGACAGUUAACAUCAUCAAUUGGCAAUAACCAUUCUGUACCUCAUUGUCUAGGUUUAGGAUAAUGAUUAUAACAUCAAUAAAUGACACCAGUAUAAUACCACAUUGCAUCUUUGAUUAUUUGGGGUUUCGAGUGGAGGUGGUUUGAUCCAAGGUCGCACACAGCAAUGUUUUGGAAAUAGGCGCCUUUGAAAAUAAAACUUUUCACAUCUAA
Haliotis rufescens (red abalone) is the source of this 7980-nucleotide messenger RNA. RefSeq names its product AN1-type zinc finger protein 3 homolog. Gene Ontology annotation, molecular function: DNA binding; zinc ion binding. The coding region runs from base 480 to 1088 and encodes 202 amino acids. NCBI's taxonomy places the organism in Eukaryota, Metazoa, Mollusca, Gastropoda, Lepetellida, Haliotidae. The record is from RefSeq and is a predicted model, not a curated record. The transcript has 4 exons.